Molecule: messenger RNA, 357 nt
Organism: Tricharina praecox
Lineage: Eukaryota; Fungi; Ascomycota; Pezizomycetes; Pezizales; Pyronemataceae
Exons: 1
Coding region: 1-357 (118 amino acids)
Biological process (GO): regulation of transcription by RNA polymerase II
Cellular component (GO): mediator complex
Molecular function (GO): transcription coregulator activity
Source: RefSeq, a predicted model, not a curated record
AUGUCCAAUCCCAAGCCUACCGGUAAUUCUGACAGCCUCGGGGGUGUCCAGAUCCCACCCAACGCGUUCGACUUUAUCCCCGACAUGGCCGCGUUGAUCAACCGAGUCUUCAGCGACGAACUGGACCCGAAGGACAUCAUCCGCGAGUCGAACCACAUCCUUCUCAACCUGAACAAGGCGCGCGAGCUGAUCGCCAACCUACCGUCGGUCGAAAAGACCCUCGAGGAACAGUACGAAGCUGAGAAGGCGCUUGAAGAGCGCAUAGCUUUGCAGCGCAAGAUGCUCAAGGAGGUUGCCGAGAUGGCGGAGGUGAAGGAUGUGUUGCAAGGGUCCGUAGAAAUGGAAGUUGAUCGCUAG